Manduca sexta (tobacco hornworm) is the source of this 7688-nucleotide messenger RNA. Its product is annotated as E3 ubiquitin-protein ligase UHRF1. Gene Ontology annotation, biological process: negative regulation of gene expression via chromosomal CpG island methylation; protein ubiquitination. Lineage: Eukaryota; Metazoa; Arthropoda; Insecta; Lepidoptera; Sphingidae. The transcript is spliced from 16 exons. Gene Ontology annotation, molecular function: ubiquitin protein ligase activity; protein binding. The record is from RefSeq and is a predicted model, not a curated record. The coding region runs from base 117 to 2690 and encodes 857 amino acids.
GUGACGGUUGCACAGAUUUCGCGCCAUUUUUUCUGUUAUGUCACAUUUUAUUUUAACGGUGGCACGUAGAGGUUUUCAGAUUAUUUCAUGAAAAAAGCUAGUAAUAAAGCUAAAUAAUGCAUGUACGUGUACGCAUUUUUGGGAAACCUGAUACUAUAGUUGUGGUUGAGUCGAAAUUGACUAAAAUAGACCAGUUCCGUAAAAUAAUACGUGAUAAAUUUGAUGUUCAACCGAAACUGCAACGACUGUUUUAUGGUGGUAAACUGUUGGAAAAUGGUUAUACAUUCCAUGAUUAUAAUAUUAAACUUAAUGAUGUUAUACAACUCAUGGUUAAGAUUCAGCCUGACAAUAGUCCAGAAAGAAAAAGUUCUGCGACUAGUAAUAAUAAAGACAAGGAGAUUGACAGUGACUUAGAAAAGAAGGAAGUUGUUUAUGAAGAUGCAAACAGCAAACUCUUUGCUGUUGCUGAUUUAGUUGAUGUCAGAAAUAGGGAGUCUGGGGCAUGGUUUGAAGGGAAAAUUAUUAGAAUAGUGAUUGACCCGGAAGUGAGUGAAAACAAUCUCAACUCUUCUAUCCAAGAAACAAAUAUAUCUACUACAAAAAGUGAAAAUAAUUCAAGCUAUGAUAAAGAAAAUGACUUAGAAAAUAAACCACCCAUAGAAGUGACCAGUGGAGAAACAUUAAAUUCUAAAAAUAAAGGAAUAACAAAGUAUUUUAGUAGAAGCCCAAGAGGCAAAAAGAAAUUUGAUAAAGAUGUGGUGAACGAAAAAUCUAAGCUAUUAGAUACAAGCAUACUUUACAAAGUGCAAUUAGAAGAUGAAGAUGAUUCAGAUUUGUAUUGUAAACUAAAAGAAAUAAGACCCAGAGCAAGAACAAUCAUAGAUAUCAAGGAUCUCAAAGUAGGUCAAAAAGUUAUGAUUAAUCAUAAUACAGAGGAACCUUUGGAACGAGGCCACUGGUAUGAUUUUAAAGUUGCUGAAAUAAAAAAACUCCGUACAAACUAUGAGCUUAUAGGAACUCUGUACCUUGGACCUGAUGCAGUUCCCCAGAAUGACACUAAAGUAAGACUACAGGACAAGAUAUUUGCUAUUGAGGAAGUAGUGCCUUUGGCUAAAAGAAGCAAUGAGUAUAAGCAGAUGAUGUUAACCCCACCUGAGAAACGUUCACAGCCGCUUAAUUGUCUGACUUGUCGAGAUGACGAAGACGCGCCCUGCAAAGAUUGUGGAUGUUAUCUGUGUCGGGGGAAAGAAUUCCCCGAAAAGAUAGUUUUAUGUGAUGAGUGCAAUUAUGGUUACCACAUGGGCUGCCUGAGUCCACCACUGAAGGACUUACCAGAAGAAGACUGGUACUGUCCAUCAUGCAAGCGAGAUCCUAACGACGUCAUAGCACCAGGAGCUGCGAAACAAAUAAAAAAGAAAUCUGCAUCUAAGAGCAAUAGAGAUUGGGGUAGGGGCAUGGCAUGUGUAGGCAAGACAAAGACUUGUGCAAUGCCAGCUAACCAUUUUGGACCUAUCCCAGGCAUUGAAGUGGGAAUGUGUUGGCGAUUUAGAAUACAACUAUCUGAAUCAGGAGUACAUCGACCGCCUGUAUCGGGCAUACAUGGACGUGACGUCGAAGGAGCAUACAGCAUAGUGUUAUCUGGUGGGUAUGAAGACGAUGUGGACAAUGGAAACGAAUUCACAUACACGGGCAGUGGUGGAAGAGAUUUGUCGGGCAACAAAAGGACAGCUGAGCAGUCAUGUGAUCAAACUCUCACCAGGGAAAAUAAGGCUCUGGCUCGAAAUUGUGCGGUAAAACAAAUAAGUGAGGAAGGGGGUGACGCGGGUGACAACUGGCGCAACGGCAAACCAGUGCGAGUGGUUCGCUCCUAUAAGAUGUUGAAACAUUUCCCCAAGUAUGCUCCGAAGGAAGGCAUCAGAUAUGAUGGGAUAUACAAGGUGGUGAAAUAUUACCCAGAAAAGGGAUUAUCAGGGUAUAGAGUGUGGAAAUAUUUGUUACGGAGGGAUGAUCCCAGUCCGGCACCUUGGGAGUCGUCUGCCAAACAUUUUCCCAUUGUAUAUCCAGAUGGUUACUUAGAAGCAGAAGCACAGAAAAAAGCCUUGAAGGAAAAGAACAGCAAAAAUUCCAAAUCCAAGAACACUAAGAAAAGAGCACUUCGUGAGAGCAAUCAAAGCACUGACACUGAGAAUGAAACAUCACCACCCGUUAAGAAGCGAAAAACCAGCAAGCAGGAACAAGUAGAAACAAAGAAAAAAGGCAGGCCUUUGAAGAGUAAAAACACAAGCCCUCCUAAAAAAAUCGCAAGCUUAUUCUCUCCGAAGAAAGCCAAAGAGGUAGAAAGUGUUCUCAGCGCUGAAGAGCAAGAAGCAAUUAAAGCCGACACACUCAACAGUAAACUAUGGGGAGAAUGCUUGGCUGUGUGCAACACUAGAGGGAAAAAGGAAUUCGUUGAAUAUGUAACACAAGUGUUCUUGUGCAUCAUAUGUCAGGAGGUGGCAGUGACUCCGGUUACAACACCUUGUCUACAUAACUUUUGCCUGGCGUGCAUAAAACUCGCGUUUAAAUCAACCGGAUCUCAGACAUGUCCUUGCUGUCGAAACAACUUGAACAAGUACGAGCCAGAGCCUAAUGAACAGUUGACGACGGCAUUGCGAAGCGUUCUAGCAGGAUAUGACGCAGGCAAGAAGUAGCGGGUCAGCACCAUGUACUUACUUAGUGUUAUCGCACUUAUCGCCUUAUGUAAACGGGUUAUUUAUCAAUAGCGUAUUAGUUUAGUGUUAAGAUACGUCAUAGGCACAAAACUUGGACGGCAAAAACGGGGUGACAAUGACGGACUCGGAUUUUUUUUGCCAACAGAGCAGCCUCUGCCUUGGAAUUAGACAUUUGAGGUGUAUUUUCAUGUGUUUUUACUUACUGACAGACUGCGUAGUAUUUUUAUUUCAUAAAUUCGAAGCAAUAUUGCUCACAUGAUGUUUUUUACCUAAUAAGACCAUCCCUUUAUUUUUAGACAUCCAACAUCGACCUUCACGUUUGAUGCCUUUAUAUUGAUUAUAUUGAAGUAUGUUUGGGGUUGGUUGGUAGGAUGUUUGCUCCAUUUAGCAACAAUCGUCUCAAUAUUACAUAUGAAUAUCGACACUAGUGAAGCUACACAUCACAUUUUGGCCACAGAUACCAGAGGUAAAUAAUAGACUUUAUAGUAGAUGUGAUACGUGAAAAAUGAGAUUUGUUUUUCGUCACAGAUUUCAUAGUAAAGCCAAAUAUGCGAAAUUUUUUCAGAUAAUGUUGUUUGUUAAAAUUUCUUUUCUAGCUUGUUAAUCCUAAUUCCUAACAUAACGACUGUUUUAAAUUGUACAAAAACCUAAUUCGUGCGCUCGUAGCCGGAUUAUUACUUUACAAAAUAAGGUUACGGAUAUGUUGUAUAAUUUUUAUUUGUGGAAAUGGACAUAUUCAAAAGUGAUGAAUUCCUUACUCCAGUUAACUAUCUUGUCGAUGAAAAAAUCACGAAACAUUUGUUCCUUGUACUUUUAUAAGAUAUUAUUGUAAUUUUCCAAUUACUGUAUAAUAAUAUGUUUAAAAUUGGUGAUAGAAAUAAAAUAUACAUCUGCAAUUUUCUCUCUAAGUAGAAUAGGUAAUCGGGAUCAGUGUUCAGAAACGACGGGAUUUUCUUGUGCCUUCAAAAUAAUAUAGAAAAUGUAAAAUGCGUAUAUUGGAACAUCUGCUUUUUUUAGUUUUGAUAAUCUUUUUUUUGUUGUUUUAAUGUAAGUAUAUAAAAUACAAACACAUUAAAAUAUAAAUGUUCAAUUAUUGUAAGGUUCAGUCGUAUGCAAGUGUUUUAAUCUAAAGCGGGUAAUAGACGUUUGAGUAAGUAGUUGUGGCUUGACAUUUUUCACCUGUCAAUGCGCGAAAUACGCAUGCUUUAAGCUUAGCAAGGUCGUCGGCGAUCUAACAAUAUAAAAUUUUGAUCGCAACUCGUCUUGAAUGUUAAAUUAUUUUUAAAACGCUAUCUUUCGGUUACCCUUUAGCUAGACUCUUCAAUAACAUCUUCGUUUCUUGUUGGUAACAAAAUAUGAACAACUAAUACGAGCAAGUCUGUCAUGUAUCACCGACAUUGAGCCGAAUGACACGUUCUUUAAAACCGCAAGUUUAAAGCUCGUCUCACGUCUAUCACCCAGUUUAGAGUUUGUUACUGAUUCUUUUAUAUGCCAAUUAAUGGUGGAGACUGAAUGGUGUGAAAAUAUUUUUUAUUCCAUUGUUGUAAUUUGUUUUUAAUGGUUUCUGAAUUGUUAAAUUCAUAUCAAUUAACAGAAGCGUGUGUGUGUACACUCACUUUCCGCCGUGUGUAUUCCGUCCUAUGAUGUAAUAGAGGGCAAGCCUAUCGCCAUAUCAGGUACGAACUUCCGACUCCAGGCUGAUACCGUGGAGAAAAACCUAAUAUAACGUCGCCCGACCCGGGAAUCAAACUCGAGAUAUCAGCGCGACCAAUAAAAUCGGGUCUAUUACGCCACAUCUUUUGACUUCUCGGACGUUACUCUUGUAAAAUCUUGACUCUGUACCAAUCACUAUUAAUACCAAUAACAUUGUUUACAUAAUAUAACGUUAUUAUGAUUUUUAAUUAAUUUCUAUGAAAUGUAUAAAACAUAUUUUAAAAUGCAACAGAAUUUAUUAAUGUGAUUUUUUAUUGUAAAUAUUAUGUGUGCUGGUGCGUGUCAAUAAGUGUUCAUGUUUGUUAAUUUUUGUAUUCAUUGUAAUUAAUUAUAUGGCAUUUUGUUAAGUCUAGCUAGCAUAGAAGAGGCUUAAUGACGAAAUUAUUUUGUAUUAAAAGCCGAAUAACUGGAAUAAAAAAUAAAUAACAUAUAAUGGCGAUAAUAUUUAAACGAUUCACGGUGUCGUAAUAACAUUAAAAAAGCAGGGUUCUAUAUCAGAUAUUUUAUCCACAUAGCGCGUUUCAGGAUUAAACGUCAGAUGUGAAUAGUUUCAAAUAAUUACUAUGGACUUAUUAACUUUGUAAUUUUAGUAAAGAUUCUGCAGUUAUUUUUACACAAAAGUAUUAGUAGUAGCCAUUGCGUCGCCCAUUUAUUAUGACAUCUCUCUGGGUUCUGGAAUACCAUGCACUGACCCUAACGCAACACAUCCUUUUAGGUAUUACUUACAAAGAUGCGGCAUUUUAUUUUGUAUAGUUUUAGUUACGUCAAUUGUCGCUGAGCCUCACUAUUACAAAACGUGAACCAUAUUCCGGUGAAUGAGCCGUUAGAUUAGGGUUGCCAUGAAUUCCUGAAGACAAAUCGGGGUAUUUUAGACUUUUAAUGAGCCCUUUUCUACUACUCUUUAAUCAUAACACAGUAGCAAAUCUCCGUUUAUUUCUUUAUUCGCGACUAUGUUAUCCAUAUACUAAAUACUUGCGAACUAUAAUACAGGGAUAUAUUGGAGGUAAACAAGAAAAACCUGGACAGACUUUGUAAAACCUACUACUUUCCCGAUAGCCGACAGAGGUGGCAACCGAGAUUUAGACGUAUAACGGGUGUAAGGCUUUACACCCAGUAUAACACUUUCGUUGAUUUUAUUGAAUUGUUACUACCUCAUAAUACCAUAGAUCUAUAAUUUAGUGUGUAGUUUCACGUGCACGCAAAUCUGGUCACGUAGUUAAAUAAUAUUCCAUUUAUGUAGGUGUAAUCAAACGUAGUAAUAGUUUUUCUACAAUGUAAUUUUUACAAUGGGCUGGUUUAAUAAGCACUUACGCACUUAUAGACCUUCUUAAGCGUAUUACUGAUCGGUGUUUACAUUUUUUCCCAUUUAGAAAUGUUAAUACAUGAAAGAGAGAGGCAAAACAGUUCUUUUUUAAAACCUGAUUGAAAUUGUUUAGCGGUAAGGAGGCUAAUUUUAGUUAAACAAUGAGUGGUCAAAUGCAAUGUGUUGUGAACAGACUUUAAUAUAUUAGGAAUAGUUAAUUAAUCAUUGAUAAUUAAUUUAAUAAUUUUGAUUUUUUUUCGGCUGAUAGACAAUAUUAGGCGUUUGAAAAAUUAGCCCUAAGUUUCAACAUAUAUAGUACAAAUGUUAGUAUUCCCUAUAGAUAAAUUUAGUUGCAUUAAUGCUAUUAAGACCAUUCGCAUAUUAAUUAAGAAGCAUUAUGUUCUAAUAAAACAAACUCCACUAUUGUAAACUAAAAGUAAUUGUAUGUUCUAUUAAUCCCCCAUCAAAGUAUAAGUAGGUAAACAAUGCGGGAAUAUUAUUGUACAUUGUAACUUGUCUUGUACCACCUUUCUGCCAGUUUUAUUAAAACUUUUGGUUAUGUAGCGCGCCAGACCAAGCGAUGCGCCUCUUGUGCAAUUACUGAAAUUACUCUUAAUGUGCUGCUCUAUUUGACGACUAGCAUGGACGGGAUAGCAGCCGCGGACUUUAUUCUGCUUGCUUCUUAUACACCAUGUGUAAGAAUUUUUCUGAUGUUGGACCUAUAAGAUGGUCCAACCCGCCUUGAUCAGGGCGCGUGAAUAGAUCGCGCGGAAUUCGCGAACUGCGCACAGGCAUCCGCAAUCGCGCCACAUUAUUUGGAUUUAAAUCAAACCUAAAAUACUUAAAUGCUUAAAAAAAUAUCCUAACUAAUAUACACAAAUAAAUUAUAUUUUGUGGGGGCAUUAAGUGUUCGUCUGGCAUGUUGCUUAUUUUAAUUAGUUUUAGAAUAAUCCAUUAGUUAUAUUAUGUAAAGCGGUAAGAUUUAGUGCAAUUAUCACAAACGUUGAUCAACAUGAAAGGGUGGUGUAGAAGAUAACGAUCUAUUUCAGUGUUUACGCUUAAUAUAAGGUAGCUAGCUAAUAUGCUUCGCAAUAAAUUAUUUUCACAUAAAGUCCGUCAAAACACUGAAUUUAAAGACAUCCUUGUUUUUGUGAUAAUAUAAACAGACCUGAUUUACGUUCUAUAUGUAUGAGUAUCCUGAGUCGCAAAUAAUUAAAAUAAAGUAAAAUACAAGUGAUCCUCCGAUUGUGGAAGAAUAGACUAGCUACAAAAAGACGAGCGUUGAUUGCAUCUUGUUUACAUUAGCUCAGGAUAUGUUUUGUACUUUAUAUUUUCCAGUAAUACUUGCAAAUUUAAAGAUAUGUUUGCUGGAUAGGGUCUACAUAUCGAUAAAUGGGUCAUUUGUUUUCUAUGAAAUUGUUUUUAAUUGUUUAUCGUACACAUUCCUUUUAAGUAUUUUAAAUUGUACUAUUACGUUUUUUUUGUAGAUUAGAUUAAUUUAAAAAAAUACAAAAUUUAGGUUCAUGAGUGAGUACUAAUUUUCGUAUCUAUGUAUUUUAGUUCAAAAUAUGAUUUAUUAUAAUUCGAUUUUGAAUCUUAUUUAUGUAAAAUGCUGUCGGGGUAAGUUUGAAUUCUUUAGAUUUUAUGAAAAGAGUAAAAUAAUUUGAUUAUUUUAAUGAUUUCGUAGCUUAUGUAAUGUAAUGUAAAUCAGUGAUUUAUAAUUUUAAUGUUCUUAUUUUGUGGUCUCCUAAAAGAAAAAAAAUAGAGUGAUAGAGAUGUAGUACUUAUAGAAACAAUCAGACAUUAGUUAAUGAUGUAAUAACAUAUAAAACUAUCAACUAGGUACGGUUCAUUUGCGUCGAUAGACAUUUCAGAAAUACCUGAUACAUAAAUUGAUUUCUGCAAUUUGAUUUGAUAGUCUGAAUUACGCCAAUUUGAAUAAUAAAAUUCUUUAAAUAUUA